UGACUGCUUGACGGAGGAAAGUAUGAGCGAAGGUUUGUCCGUCGACACCCUUUUAGCGGUGAAAAUGUUGCAGUGUUUUUCUAAGUUUAGGACAAAGUUGCUAUGAUAACCCACAUCUGAAGCUAUGGAUGGAUUUGUUAUCUUUCUAAUAAUUUGUACUCUGUUAUUCUGCAGUGUGUCAUGGCUCUUGCCAAAAGUUCUGGCAUGGUUGCUAAAGAGGAAAUUCAGUAUAGACGUGAGAAUUGGACGUAUUGGCAUUCCUUACCUUACCCUCAAAGAUGUGUUUCUGUCACGUCAUGGUGUUUCUGUGCACAUCGAUGAAGUUGGUUUCCGCAGCAGUUUCUUCAGCAGUGAAGUUACCAAACUCAUUUCUGUAGUAAUAAAAGAUGUACGCAUAAAUAAAGAUGUGUUUGGCAGUGACGUUAAAGGUGAUAAAGUAAAUAAAGCUCAUCUUUCUAAAGGGGAGAGUGAAAGCCCCAACUUCUGCAAUAAGAAGAUUCCUCCGGUGAUAAUUACAUUUGCACAGUUCAUGGCUGUCCAUAUAUACAAUGUAAACACAAUACUUCUGCGUGCUGAGUCUCCCGAAUGGUUGAUUCAUGCAACUGCUGGAGAGGUUCAUCUGGAUGGAAGCAUUGUGCAUAAUGCUCGCAGCCUGAUAGCUAAUGUAUCAAUCACAUCAGCAACUGCCAAAAUAUUAAGACAUGCAGUACAAAAAGAUGAAACAUGUCAGGCAUGCCUUGGAGAAGUUUCCUUUGGAAUAACAAUGGAGGCAACAUUCGUAGCCCAAGGAGCAUUUUCUGUUGAGAGGCUUUUCAUUGGAAUGGACAACACAAAAGCAGUAAUAAAUGAAGGUUUCUAUAGCUUUGCUCAAGAGCGGCAGGUCAAUUCUGAAUUUAAAGCAAGUGACAAAGAAAUCAAACCCAAAAAGAAUCAAGAGGAUUUGCAUGAAGUUGUUCGCAGACUGUCACCUAUCUUACCAAAGGAUUUCCAUCUUAAGAUUGAGGAUUCUCUUCUAACUGGAAUGAGAGAUGACAGAGCAGAUUUCAUCUCAGCGCUUCAAUCUUUUCAGCUACAUUCAAAAUUAUUUGUGAAAACGCCUUCACCUCGAGCUGCAGAUGUUUCUAUACUGGACCAACCAGCCGUUUUGCCAGACCUCAGCAUUUGCUUACAAGUGGAUGAAUUUAGUGUGAAAUGUGUCAGAGAAACAGUUCUUAUGAUGCGCAAAUUUGAAGUUAAAGGCAAUAUUGAAGAGAGUAUUUUUAAUGUGCAUAUGCUUCUGAAUACAUUGCAUGCUGUGUAUAAUCAUAGAGACCUUCAUCGCUGGGUUGACCAUAAUUUUUUGGAUACAGCCAAUACAAAGGCUAUGUGUGUAUCCAGUGGAAAGGAGGACAUUUUGGUUUCAUCCAAAGAUGAUAACUUGUGGCUGAGAAAUAUUCUCAAGUACUAUCAACUGAAAUGCUGUGCUGAAUUUUGGAAUGCUUCUGCUCUACUGCGUGUUCCUGACCGGCAACACUGUGCAUUGACUGGUUUCAGCCAUUGCAAGGUCAGCUUAAACCAGCAGUCGGAAUUCAAAGAUCUACAGUAUGGCAGCAGAGCGAAAGAACUGCUAGAACAGUGCCGAUGGAACAGUGAAAUACUUAUGGAGUCACUGUGGUGUUGUCUUGGUGAUUCAGUGGUUGAAGUGGAUCCACAUAUUCUAAAGAAGUGCCAUACUUGGGGAACUCCACUGUUCUUAGGUGUUUUUCUGAUGAACGUCCAGAAUCAAGAUUCAGUUCAAAUGAAAGUGAAUGCGAUGCUAGAUAUCUUACGUGUGGAAUGGAGUCCACCACUUGCACAGCUUCUUAUCCAAGCUCUCAGGUGCAUACAGGAAUACAGACCUGCUCGAAAAGGCUCAAAUGUGCAAAAUAACCAAAAGGUAAUACACAGUUUUUCUGGGAAUAAGAAUCAGACCAGUAUUCAGAAGUUCAUCAGUUCUUCUGUUGUCAACAUUUCACUGUCCCAUGUCAAUGGAUUUUUCUUCGCAGAUAAAAAUGUUUGCAUAAUGGUCAGAUUGGAUUCAAUGCAGACAGACAGUACCAGUUCAAAGCUUUGUGUGAUCCUUGAAGGAGCAAAAGUGGCCUCAAUUCUACCCACAAAGAGUCAGUAUAUUUGCCUCAAGUCUGAAGAAAUAAAGUCUUUUGCAAGUUAUGCAAAACUAGCUCGUAUUGGAUGCAAAUAUAGUACGCAUGAUAUAAGUAUACAUCUUCUAGAAGAAUUCCAUUCAACAUGGAGUACAAACCUGCACCUUAAACUUCUUACAUUGGUAGGAGAAAUACACUCAUUCUGUUCAAAUAUUACAGCUCAAACCACCAGAACAGCAGAGCAACACAAUUUGCAUAAGGAUCACUUCCAAGGUGGUAGAGGAAUGACCAUAAGAGUGAAGGGCCAGUUCCAUUUCGGGAUCCACCUUUCACAGAACCACCAUGUUGUUUUAACAUCAGAAGAAAUCAUUGCAAGUCUUAAAGACAAGAACUACAGCUUCCAGACCGGAUCAUUGGGGAUCUCUGUGAAUGGAAAUAACAUAUUCUUAAUUGAAGGCUUGAAUAUUUCAAAUAUCAAAGAAAAUAAAGAAAUUAUGUUAGAAAGAAAAAACACAGAGGGUUUUGUCUUACCGUGGAAUAGAACUUGGUGUGUCACAAUAGUAUCAUUUAAAGCAAUUUUCCCGUAUGAUCAUUCUUUUGCUGAGACAGUACAGAAUGAAUUUAUUAGUCACUUCAAGUGGUUGAAGCUAGUGCAUAAAAAGCAGAAAAAACCAUUUACCGUCGAUAGUCCAUUACCUCCUGAUUUAAUCAUAAAGGUAAAUGAAUUCACAUUUGAGAUGGGUGAUGAUCCAUUUGAAGUACGGCUUAGAGAUAAUUAUGAAUUAUUAGAAGAUGAGUACAAAGAAAGUCUCAGGCGCCAAAAGAUGCUUGAUGCAAAAGUGGAAGAACUGUACAAAAGCCUGUUACUGUUGCCAGCUGGUAAAAUAGAAGAGUUGUAUGCCAGUCUAAACAAGAGGAAUGCCGAGAUAUACGUACAACGCUCAAAGCAGAUGGCACGAGCUGGGCCACCACGUACCAGAUUAUUUGCAUGGAUUAUGAAUAAUGUUGAGAUUCUGGCGCUAGCAGAUCCGUCCAUCCAUGGAACUGAGAAUGUGGUUAGGGUUAUGAAGGAAAUUGACCAUGACAGUCCGUGGCCAGAAGAGGGAAUUGAAUUUACAACUCUGUGGUGUCGAUCAAUUUGUGCCAGCUGUAAAGAAUGGAAGUUCCAGUUGCGUGACUUUCCACAGCCGUGGUUGGAUAUCAGAGACUUCCACAUUUGGGGACAACUGGUUGGGGCAGAACAGGAAGCUACAAGACGAGCAAAACGUGAUGUUGUCAUACGGCUUGGUGAUCCUUGGGGAGAGACAACUGUACAGAGGAGCAUGACAUCUCUCAAGUUCUACCAUGACUUCAACUGUGAAGUGGAACAUUUCAGUUACGCAUUUGGACCAUGCUGGGAACCUGUUAUAGCUCAGUGUAACUUAAGUCUUGAGAAAAUAUUUCCUCCUUCUCGAGAUCCAAGUCCACCAUUGCCAUUCUGGGAUAAGAUGAGACUUUUGUUUCAUGGUCGUCUUACAAUGUGCAUACGACAACUGACAGUGUUGUUACAUGCAUCAUUAGAUCCAUAUAACACAACUGAAGAAAUGGAGCUGACCUGGAGUGAUGUGGCUAUUGACUGGACAAAUGCUAAAGUUGUCUUCAAAGGUGAGCUCAAUGUGUACGUAAGAACAGCUUCCAAAUAUGAUGACUGCAGAUUACUUCAUCUACCCAAUCUGAAACUCAGUGCUAAACUAAACUGGGUUUGUUUGUCUGACCCAAAUGAUCACCACUCAGUCAUGCCCUGUGCUCCAGACAAGUUACCAGAAUAUUCCAGCAACCAGGAACACGAUUCAUUCAGAGCUUUCCGAUCACAAAAUUUAAACAUAAGCAUUGCCCUGGAAACUAAACCAGUUGUGAACAGGAGUUCUGAGAUCGACUGUCCUAUAGUUGUACUGUAUGGAAGCACCCUAAGGUGGUUUGAAAAUCUGAAGUUAAUUCUAUCAGGAGUUACAAGACCUACAAGACGAGGAGCAGUGUUUAAGAACUUGAGGCCGAGAAAAAUUCCUUUGAGUCGUCAUUAUCGAAAAGUCCAUCUUCUUCUUGGACUUCAUAAGUUCCAGGUCUCAUACUGGAUGUCAUUUGCCAUGCAGAGAGGUUUCGAGCUAUUAGGAGGCCGCAUAGCUUCAAGUUCAGAACACAUACUAAACCUUGUACCAAUAGAUGAUGGAUUGAAACAUCGGCCAAGAGCAGAAUGGUCCAUUAUGUACAUGAAUUGUGAGGUUAAUGAUGCAGAAAUAUGGCUGAAAAGUGCACUGCAGUCAGAACCAGGGAAAGAGCAUGUUUCAUUGCAACAACCUGUUGAGAAAUGCUACUGCUUAAGUGUUGCCAAAGUCUCAUAUGGUCGUGAAACAAUAGUGUCCAGUAGGGGUGACAUGCACAAUACAAGUGAACGUGCUCUGGGGAGCAGAGACACCCCCACACAUCGACUUGUUGUGUAUGAUCUGAAAGGCGCUUGGACAAAGAGCAACAGAGAUGUUGCUUUUGCAUUAUUUGAUACAUUCAUGAAAACCCAGCAAUUGAAGAAGAAUAUUUCAACAGAAGCUCUCAAAGGUUUCCGUGGUGACAAUUCCUCUACACCUAUGAAGUCACGUCCAAGGAAUUCUGAAGGUCCUGUGACUCCCCCACCAAAUACCAGCAUACAGGCACCAGCAGCUGUGCAAGCUACUCCUUCGCCUAUGACAAAACUACAGUCUGGCCAUGCAGUGACUAUGCUGCAGCAGCUGAUAGCUGAAGCAGAUAACAAGGCAGUAGUUUUCAGUGAUGACCUAUCAGUGCAGACAAGGGAGCAACACCUUCAGGGCUUGGCUGCCUGUCAGGAAGAUGAUGCUCUACACAAAAAUUGGCUAAUUGUUCUCGUCAAUAGCCAAGUGCUUCUGAAAGGUUGUGAAACUAAGGGUUAUGUAAUCCUGAGUGCUGCAAAAGCAGAAAUAUUGCAAAGAAUUCAUCGUCCAGUUUGGAAAGACAGAACUCUUGUUCCUAAGACAACAUGGGUUGGUUCACUAGAGUGCAUGCAAUACUACGCAACAGUUAGUGCUGGAGAAAAUGACCUGUUGGAUGAAAAUAUAAUGUGGCUUACUGUGGACAAUAUUCAAGAAAAGGAUUCAACAGUGAUAUCUGAUGUACCUGACCUGCCACACCUAGUGGGCAGCGGGCAGUCUGUUGGUGGUGUUGUCAGUGAAACUGUUGGAGCCAGCAAUGUGGGAGAAAAUCCACCAAUACAGUUGCAACGCAUUGUGUCUCGCUGCAAAUGUGAAUUCUUCUAUGCAGCUUAUGGUGACAGCAGUAUUGAUCCAAGCACACUUGACGAAGUUCCGCCACCACCUAAUGAAGAUGGAGGCCCGUGGGAAAAGCGAGAACGUGCUAUAGAUGCAUUUACGUUAAUGCAUUAUGACCUUGAUGUUUGCACUAAUUCAUUGCAGUAUGCCAUGAUCCUGGACAUUGUAAACAAUUUACUGCUUUAUGUUGAGCCUCAAAGAAAAGAGGCAUAUGAACGCCUGCAGAGAAUGAGAUUUCAGUUGCAGCUGCACAGUGUUGAGGACCAGAGAAAGCCCAUACAACAGUUACAAAACCAAGUCAGAUCCUUAGUCUCAAAACUACGUCGACUGGAGAAAGAAACUUACAUUCUGCAGCGGAAUAUAGCAGAAAUGGAAGAUCCUGCCAAUAAUGAACUAUAUCAGCAGGAAAUGGAGGAGCUUGAGAGACAGGUUUAUGAAUGCAAAGAACAGCUAAAUUCACAAAGUGAGGAAUUACAUAUGAUGCUGUCAUGUUACAAAGAAACUCAGUUAUCAGCAAAUCAGAAACUGGCCAUAAUGCGAGGGGAUAAGCCUGUGAGAGUUGUGCGAGCAAAUGAAAUUUGCUUCAAACAUGCAAAAUGGAGGCUAACAGAAGCUGAUGGACAGCUGGGAAUAGCAGAUGUUGUUUUAAGCAAUUUUUUGUACACAAAAAAUUCCAAGAGUGAUAAUUCUGGUGAGCACCUGUUGGAACUUGGCUAUAUUCGGAUGACUAAUCUGCUACCAAAUCAAGUGUACAAGGAAGUAUUGUCACCCACUGAAAUACAGAGCAAUAUGCCAGUGGAUAGAAAGAGAGCCAUCAGAGUUUUUUGCCGUGAGAAAGCACCUGUUGGAGGUAUAUCAGUUAAAGAACACUUUGAGAUUAAUGUUGUUCCAAUAACAAUAGGUUUGACAAAAAAGUUUUUCAACACUAUGCUGAAAUUCUGCUUUCCGGAAAGAGACCCUGACACAAUUGAGAGGGAUGGCACUGAUGAAAUGGAAGCAGAAAACAAAGGAAAGAAGAUAAAAGGAAAGAAAAGCAAGGAAGCAAGUUUUUAUGUACCCAUUGAACAGAAAGAUGAUGUUGAAAAGAUGAAGGAGCGAGCUGAGAAAAAUAAAUUAUUUAUUUACAUAAAGAUACCAGAAGUGCCAGUAAGGGUGAGCUAUAAAGGCAAUAAGGAUAAAAAUUUGGAAGACAUUAGAGAUUUCAGCUUGGUCAUUCCAACUCUGGAAUAUCAUAAUGUGACUUGGACAUGGCUGGAUUUAUUGCUGGCUAUGAAAAGUGAUAGUAGGAGAGUUAUUCUUUCUCAGGCAAUCAAGCAAAAAUUGCAAAUUAAAAUGAACAGGGUGGCUACAGACGAAGGGGUGUCCCCACAAGAGGAAGACAAAGCAAGAAUACUGUUUGGAUCAAGAGUGAUGCCAGUUGAAAGCAAAUCUACCAAGAAAAGUGUUUUCAAGUUUCCUAAAUGAAGAUGGACUUGUUGUGGGUGCUUGAACAUGCGAAGAUUGAAAAAGAAAAGAGGUAAAGUUAUUUGAAUGAUCCAUCAGACUUCAUUCUUCUGGAGAUAUUGUGCACAAUGGUGAUGAAUGCAGCCACCAGCUACAAAAGUAUUAUCUGUAUUGGGUGGAGAAUGGACUGGUAUGCAAUAACAUUUCUUUUAUCUCGGCUCUGUGAACUGUUAUAAUAGGAGAAAGAUUCCAUGGGUUGCAAGUGACCCACAACUGUGCAAUACAAAUAACUUAAUUUGAACAGGUGCUGUUUCUAAAGAUUAUUUUCAAAGGCUGUUUUUAUUUUGAAUGGUUUAUUUGUGCCUUUUGUAUAUGCUGUAACUGUUUUAGGAUAACUAUAUUAACUUUACAAAAGUUACAUUGUUUUUAGAAACUUCGUUCUAAACUUUACAUAAAAACUGAAACAACUACUCUAGUCUAUUGUGAAAUAGUGAUGAGUAUUAAUAUGGCUGUGAAUGUAACUUUUAUUAAAAAAAAUUUCACAAUUGU
Messenger RNA from Schistocerca piceifrons (Central American locust), 7426 nucleotides. It is a transcript of the gene hob, whose product is annotated as protein KIAA0100. The transcript has 39 exons. The record is from RefSeq and is a predicted model, not a curated record. Bases 125 to 6898 code for a protein of 2257 amino acids. Lineage: Eukaryota; Metazoa; Arthropoda; Insecta; Orthoptera; Acrididae.